This is a messenger RNA of Condylura cristata (star-nosed mole), 5346 nucleotides long. It is a transcript of the gene ZNF436, whose product is annotated as zinc finger protein 436. Gene Ontology annotation, cellular component: nucleus. The record is from RefSeq and is a predicted model, not a curated record. NCBI's taxonomy places the organism in Eukaryota, Metazoa, Chordata, Mammalia, Eulipotyphla, Talpidae. The coding region runs from base 445 to 1806 and encodes 453 amino acids. Gene Ontology annotation, biological process: central nervous system development; regulation of transcription by RNA polymerase II. The transcript has 3 exons. Gene Ontology annotation, molecular function: RNA polymerase II cis-regulatory region sequence-specific DNA binding; DNA-binding transcription factor activity, RNA polymerase II-specific.
GAGCCUGGGUGCUGCCCCAGUCAAUCCCGGCUUUGCCUCCACCCCGUGGUGGCGGAGACGCGGAGGGCGGGUCGCGCUGCAGGGUCCAGGAGGAGUGCGACCCGGCCCGGGUCCAGGGCCCUCCCCACCCGCCUGGCGGCCAGAACUCCAGCCCUGGGGAGUGGGCAGGGCCUGUUUUCUGUGCCUCACGCCCUGCUUUUCGCCUCCCUUAGCGCUGUCUGUUAGCUGCUUUUCCUGCUUUCUCUCCUGGGAGGCGAAUCCUUGAGCCCGAGAUGGCAGCCACCCUGCUCAUGGCUGGGUCCCAGAUCAGACUUGAUACCUUUUACCUCCUCAACGUUUCUAGACAUGUCUCUCAUUUUCAAGAAGAAAAGUUGGUACCAACCUCCUAGAUACAAGUAAUAAGGAGGCAUUGUGUGAUUUCAGGCACCUGUGACAUUUGAAGAUAUGGCAAUGUACCUCACUCGGGAAGAAUGGAGACCUCUGGACCCUACACAAAGGGACCUUUACAGGGAUGUUAUGCAGGAGAAUUAUGGAAAUGUUGUCUCAUUAGAUUUUGAAAUCAGGAGUGAGAAUGAGGUGAAUCCAAAGCAAGAGAUUAGUGAAGAUGUAGAAUUUGGGACUGCAUCCGAAAGACCUGCUGGGAGUACUAGAGAGGAAAAUCCUGAAAGUGAAGACACCUUUGAAGGCAGGGAUAGAUCAGAAAGACAGUGGGGAGAUUUAACAGCAGAAGAGUGGGUAAGCUAUCCUCUGCAACAAGUCACUGAUCUGCUUGUCCACAAAGAAGUCCACACAGGUAUCCAAUAUCAUAUAUGUUCUCACUGUGGAAAAGCCUUCAGUCAGAUCUCAGACCUUAAUCGACAUCAGAAAACCCACACUGGAGACAGACCCUAUAAGUGUUAUGAAUGUGGAAAGGGCUUUAGUCGGAGCUCACACCUUAUUCAGCAUCAAAGAACACACACUGGGGAGAGACCCUAUGACUGUAAUGAGUGUGGGAAAAGUUUUGGAAGAAGCUCCCACCUCAUUCAGCACCAGACAAUCCACACUGGAGAAAAGCCUCACAAAUGUAAUGAGUGUGGGAAAAGUUUCUGCCGGCUCUCUCAUCUAAUUCAGCACCAAAGGACCCACAGUGGGGAAAAACCAUAUGAAUGUGAGGAGUGUGGGAAAAGCUUCAGCCGGAGCUCUCAUCUAGCUCAGCACCAGAGGACCCACACAGGUGAGAAACCUUAUGAGUGUAACGAAUGUGGGCGAGGCUUCAGUGAGAGGUCUGACCUCAUCAAACACUAUCGAGUCCAUACUGGGGAGAGGCCCUACAAGUGUGAUGAGUGUGGGAAGAAUUUCAGCCAGAACUCUGAUCUUGUGCGCCAUCGCAGAGCCCACACAGGAGAAAAACCUUACCAUUGUAAUGAAUGUGGGGAGAAUUUCAGCCGCAUCUCACACUUGGUUCAGCAUCAGAGAACCCACACUGGGGAAAAGCCUUAUGAAUGUAAUGCAUGCGGGAAAAGCUUCAGUCGGAGUUCUCAUCUCAUCACGCACCAGAAAAUUCACACUGGAGAGAAGCCCUAUGAGUGCAAUGAGUGUUGGCGAAGCUUUGGUGAAAGGUCAGAUCUAAUUAAGCACCAGAGAACCCACACUGGUGAGAAGCCCUAUGAGUGUGUGCAGUGUGGGAAAGGUUUCACCCAGAGCUCCAACCUCAUCACACAUCAAAGAGUUCAUACAGGAGAGAAACCUUACGAAUGUACUGAAUGCCAGAAGAGUUUCAGCCGGAGCUCAGCUCUUAUUAAACACAAGAGAGUUCAUACCGACUAAGUCCUAUAAUGAUGACUGAAAAAUGUUUCAUUUAAGGUACCAUUUUCUUUGCUAUCAAAGAGCUCUUUCAAGACUGAGCUGCUUUUACUGUACUGCAUUUCCUUGUUGUGGGCCACACUUUAAAACAUCAAAGACUAGCCAUUUGAAAUUCUAACCCACAGCUUUGGGAAUGUUAUCCCCAUCUCCACAGUAGUGAUUUUUAUUCACUCAAUACUAAUUAACUACUUUAUCAGAAUCAGUCCCAUUAGUAACUGGAAAUCUGAAGACCAAGGGAUAAAUGCUGGUAAAUGCUCAGGCCUGGAAAUGGAAUAAAUCUUUAGAAGUUGUUUUCUCCCAUCCUUGGCCCAAACAACUAUGCUAGGGAAAAUGUUAGACUGUAAUAGGGUGUUAACAGCUGCUUUGGAAAAAGACAACCAGAGACUUUGCCUGAAUUGUCACCAUAGCUGGGCACACACAUCUUCCCCUUCAAAGGGCUUUGUCUUGAGUUGCUCAUGCAUUUUUAUCCUGCCAUCUUCCUAAGAGCAGAGACUACGCAAUGAAGGCAAUGAUCAUAACUUUUCUUCUUAUUGUUUCUAAUUUAAUUUUUUAAAGCUUGCAUCUUUGUGAAAGUUAUCUGAAGAUACAGAUUGAAAGGAAAAAUGAGACACAGGUUUGGGGACCAAGGACUCUUUGACAGUGGUGACUAGCAAGAGAUACCCACUGUAGUUUUGCCAUUCAUCAGAAUUUAUUGAUUUUCUUUGGCAAUCACUAUAGGGAAAAUAUCUUCAAAGGUAGGACCAUAAGAGAUGGAGUGUAAGGAGUAAGUGGAAUUGACCACUUUGGGAAGGAAGCACAGAGUUCCUUCUCAAGAAAUACAAAUUUCUGUUUUCUUUCAGCUCUACCCUUUUAGAUCAGUUCUCCCUAUACUACUAACUGUAGGAUUUGAUAAGGGCCACAUCCCAGUGUUUAUCUUAGCUUGCAUAAGAGCAUGUGUAUGUACAGUAAAAUGUGUAUUCCUAUGGUUUUUCCAAUAGAAGAAACUGAAUUCACACAGAGUUAGCAUGUUCUUGGGUGAUGUUGAUCAUGUGUCCGAACUACAGACUCCAGUGGGAGAAAUGUCCUUUUUUUCAUUCUUUAAAUGUAAAAAAUUUAAACACUAGUGCUCCAGUUUGCACUCUUCUGUAAGCUCUGUCUUUGUACAGAACUAAACACUUCUUUAUGUGUAUCAAUCAAUUGUGGGAGAUAGUGACUGGACAAAUAGGUUGAUUGUCCUGUUUUCCAGCUGAAUUAUCUUCUCUUUGGCCUAGUUACAAGAAAUUACUAAAUCUAGAUAGGAAUGUAUUUCCAUCCUCCCAGCCUACAGAUACAAGUGGCUAAAAUAAGAGUCAACCAGUUUAAGCCCAGUAGUGUCAGUUUUCUUUAUCUCAGUCUAGAUAGGAAUUGAGAAAUAUCCCAAGUGUUCAAAUGUUGAUAUUUUUCUAAGCAUUUGGGAGGCGUGGGGCAUGGAUACCCAGAAGAUGGGACUGGAAUAGGAAUAUAUAUAUACACAUAUAUAUAUUUUUAAGAGUGCCUCAAGUUAUUUCUACUGUGCUUUAUUGUGAAUGUUGUAACAUUUAAAAAACACUUUUGCUGUAGCUCUUUGGAACUUGGUACUAAAGGAACUAGUGAUCUCCCUUGAGUAGUGUAUUACAAAGAGUUAACAUGACCCACCAAUGUGUGGAACCUCAUCCCUUGCAAAUGACGUAAUCUUAAAAGUAACAAAGAAAACCCACUGCACCAACGAGGUUUCUUUAUGUUGUCACUCCUACUUAAAUACAAACUCGGGCAGGGAGCAUGUUUUUAGUUCUAUAUAAAAUCCAUCAAACUAGGUAAUCAUAUUUUAAUUAUUGAAUGACUUACAUGUUCUUGAAGACUAAAUUCAAUCAUGUAUUUUCCCACAUCAGUGUUGCUGAUGGUUCUAGUGAAUAUCAAAGUGCUGUUUUUGUGUCACUUGAGGCAUCAGCCUUGGAGUGACCAUAGAAGACAGCAUCUCUAUGACCUAAUUGUACGCUGAUGUCUUUCUUUCCCUACACUGCUGCCCCACCCCAUCCAUUUCUGCUGCUGACUCUGACUUCUAAAUCCACCAGUCCUCCUCCAUACAUGUACACUCCAGCUGGGAAGUGAAAAGGGCAGGGGCUAGACCGCUCUAUGGCCUCUCUUUCUGCCAGUUGCUGCCCAUUUGCUGUAUUGAACUUUGUGUAGAAAAUUGUACAUUGGACUCUUUUUUGCUAAUGCUUUCUGCAUGCCUUCUGCUCCCAAGUCUGGCUGCUUCUGCACAUACCCUAACACUGUGCCUGUUUUCUAUGGUUGUGGAGAGUGAGUGAACAAGUAAGUACCAGUUUUCCUUAUGAUAUUGGCCAGUUUUCCUAGUGUCUGUCUAAUCUGUAUUCUAACUAUUCUACAAUUAAAAGUAUAAUUUUUAAAAUCAGAAAACUGAGAAUUGUUUUAGUAAUCCAGCACCAGUACAUAAAAUGGCUUUGUAUUGGGCAUAGUUAUCUUUACACUGAUAUAUUUGUCCAGAUAUUCUUGUAGAGAUUUGGGUGUACAGUGUCUUCACACAUUAGUGAUCUCUAUGGUUAUUGUCAUGCUUUGUGAAGAUGCGAACAGUUGUACGGUUUUCUAUGAAGUUUUCUAAGUUAGUUUGUUUGCUUGUGUGAAAGACAUGGAACUACUUGGUAUGGAUGACUCAUUAGCUUUAGAGAAAAAAAGUCCAAAAGGGAAAAUGAGAGGAGACUGUUUAUUUAAGGAGAUAUUUUGGUGUAUCUGUUAAGAAUAUUAAAACAGUUUCUACUGAAUUAGUAUGGACCCCAGAACAGACGGACCCCUAGAAAUGUCAGAGGUUCUCUAUUCAUGGCAUAGCUACACAGUCUGCCUGAGGAAGUGGUUAUGUCUUACUAGGGUGGGGCCACAAUUCUCAAAUUACGUACAAGUAAUAUUCUCUGAUGAAUCUUUUUUUUUAAGGAGGGCCAGUCUAGGCAGAGGUAGGGAGUGGUAGUGCUUUAAACUAAGAAAAAAAAAAAUAACAUAAAAGAAAAAUGUGAGAACCCUUUUAGCCAAGAUAUGGAAAGAAAAAGGGCUUAUCAAAACACUUGUCAAAGCUCUCUCUACGUGUUCCGCAUUUCCUAUCUCUUCAAGGAAAGUUAAAGGAAGAUGUCAGUUCAUCUGGAGAAAGGUAGCUAAGAGCCUCCCCUCAAAGGGUAUUUGACGUAUUAAAACUCACUAUCAUUGUUAUGGAAUGGUGUGAACUGUUAAGAGGCUAGCAGCUUAGGGGUGCCAUUAGGAUCCCACUGAAUGUACAGAAAUGGUAACUUGUUAAAUGACUCCAUUUAAUAAGUGUUUCAAAAGUUAGUGUUUCUUGAAAAGGAGUGCCUAUACCCUCAGAGUAAUAGACUGAAGUAUUGGUUAGACACCCACCCUUGCAGUGAAGUAGCAGACUUGGUCCCUGCUGACCCACAGUGUGGGGCCUCCCUGGUGGGGCAGGGGCUUGAUCUCAGCACUAUCAAGCUAUUGCCAGUCACUGUG